UUGCGACAUUGUUAUUGCAGAUCAGACAGUGGGGUUUUCCUCAGCUUCAGUCAAACCUUCUCAUCAGCCCUCGACCGAGAAACUAGAGUUCAGAGGAAGUUGUCAUCUGCAUACCUGCUCCACCCCAUUUUGUGCAAAUCUAGAUGCAUGCACGGAAGUUAGGUUUCAGAACGAGAGGACACAGGUGGUUAGAUGCUGUGCCAGGCUUUUGUUCCUGUCAUGAAGGCUGGACGUACGUAGGCUGCCUUGUGGAGUGAAAAACAAAGUGAGAAGGGACAGAAAAAAGUCUGAAAAAGUGCCGCGAACCAACGUGUCUCGAGUUGGACAGGUGAAAUCCAGGGAUGGGGACGAUCCCGAACGACAUCAGGAGGCUUUUGGAUGACUGCGAGCUGUUUAUAGCAGAUAUCCUUCAAGAUGAGGACCUCAGUGAAAAUUCCCAAGAGACACGAAAAAUCUUACUGAAUAACUUCAGGGUCGUCCACACAAGAAACCCUGAAGAAUUCCCCUUUUCGUUGGACUAUAGGGAGGAAGACGGUUCUGAUGACAACCGCAGCUCCAGUCUCGGCCGCUCCGUCCAAUCAGACGACGCCUCAUUAGCCUCUGACAACCAGGAUGAUGGAGGCCCGGAGUUCUUUGAUGACAUCCCCCUUGUGGCAGCCCAGGGCCUCAACAACAUCCUGAAGCAAGGCUACUUGGAGAAGAAACGGAGAGAUCACAGCUUCUUCGGCUCCGAGUGGCAAAAGAGAUGGUGUGUUCUGAACAAUAUGAUAUUCUACUACUUUGGGAGUGAAAAAGAUAAACAGCAGAAGGGUUCCUUUUAUAUCAAUGACUACAACGUGCAGCUGGUGCCCAACCUGAGAAAAGACUCCAAAAAAAAUGCCUGUUUUGAGCUCUUCGCCCCCGGACGGCGGUCUUUCCAGUUCACUGCCAGCAGUCCUCAGGAGGCCAGAGAAUGGGUGGAUCAAAUCAAUUUUGUUCUUAAAGAUCUCAGCUCCACCGACAUCCCUGUCGAUGACGACGAGGAGGACGAAGAGGAGACCUAUGAUGACAUUGAGGGGGUGACCGGCCCUCCCCAGCUUCGGCCCGGCGUUGCUCAGGCCUCUCACGGCGUCGGAAAGGGAGGAGGGCGUGAGAUUGGGGAGGUCGACGACGAGGACGAGGAUAUCUACGAGGUCCUGCCGGAAGAGGAUUUCCCAGAUCCGAUGGAUCCGAACAGUGAGAAGAACAACAAAUCAGCUUGGUCAUCAGAUUAUGCUAACUACUACCAGGGUUUAUGGGACUGCCAGGCCGACGAGCCAGACGAGCUUGACUUCCUGAGAGGAGAUCUCAUCUACAUCAUUAGCAAGGAGUACAACAUUCACGGCUGGUGGGUCGGAGAGCUGAACGGCACUGUGGGCAUCGUCCCGAAGGACUUCCUGCACCCUGCCUACAUCCUCUGAGCUCCAACAGCGUUGCUGCUGACACCUCCGGCCGUGGAUUUCACAGACACAGUCAGAUGAUUCUGAUUAUUCUGUAAAUUAUAUCACGUAAAUCUGCUGCUGUGGUACUUAAUCCUGCAGGCUGUAAACCUAUAAACCUAUGCAAACCAGAUCUACAAUUAACAAUUAAAUAGAUUAAUCAGUUAAUCGACAGAAACUGAAUAAUCGAUGAUCCAUUCAUAUUUAAAGUAAAAAGCUUCUUGAAUAUGAGAAUUUGUUGCUUUUCUCUGUUUUAUAUAAUUGAAUUUAUAUAAAUUUAAUAUAUUUUGGUUUUUGGACAGAAAAGUAAUCUGAAGACGUCACUUUAAGUUCUGGUGAAUUUUAACAUUUUAAAAAUGUUUUAUAGACAAAACAACUGAUUAAUUCAUAAGAAAAAUAACAAUCAUUAAUGAAAGUAAUUGUUAUUUGCAGCCUUUGUGCAGAUUCAUUAACUAUUGUGGACUAAUACAUUUAUCAGUUCACAGUAUGUAGAUGUGUGUUAUUUUCUUGUUUCACCAUGUUAUGUAAAAUAUUUUAAACUACAUUAUAUCAGGAGUUUAUUACAAAAAUUCCCAAAAUAGCAACUUUGUGUAAUUAUUCAGUUAAAACUCAGUUUGUUUAUUAAUCUUGUUUCAUUUUCAGCCACUAGGUGGCAGUGUUGCUCCAAUGUCUAGUCUUUAAACCCCUGAGAUGUGUUUGGUAAUAACAUUGUAUUAUAUAUAACAUUAAUAAUGUGAAAGCACUGAAAUAAACACAUGUA
Molecule: messenger RNA, 2217 nt
Organism: Morone saxatilis (striped sea-bass)
Lineage: Eukaryota; Metazoa; Chordata; Actinopteri; Moronidae
Gene: skap1
Product: src kinase associated phosphoprotein 1
Exons: 13
Coding region: 342-1439 (365 amino acids)
Cellular component (GO): plasma membrane; cytoplasm
Molecular function (GO): protein binding
Source: RefSeq, a predicted model, not a curated record